Molecule: messenger RNA, 3608 nt
Organism: Budorcas taxicolor (takin)
Lineage: Eukaryota; Metazoa; Chordata; Mammalia; Artiodactyla; Bovidae
Gene: ZC3H18
Product: zinc finger CCCH-type containing 18
Exons: 19
Coding region: 170-3055 (961 amino acids)
Molecular function (GO): metal ion binding
Source: RefSeq, a predicted model, not a curated record
CAAUGGCCGGCCCCCGCGGCUAGUGGAGCCCGUUUGUUCCGCCCGCGUCGUGCCUGAAGCCGGAGCCUGGGAGCAGCGGAAGGGCCGAGAGACGCCUUCUCCGCGCCGUCCCGACCCCUGCGAAGCCGUGGCCCCCUCUCUGCCCUCGAGCUGAGAACCGUGGGUACUGAUGGAUGUGGCCGAGAGCCCUGACCGGGACCCUCGCUCUCCGGAGGAUGAAGAAGAAGAGCAGCAGGGGCUCUCGGACGAUGACAUCCUGAGGGAAAGCGGGUCUGAGCAGGAUCUGGACGCGGCGGGUGGGAGGGCUUCCGACUUGGAGGAUGAGGAGAGCGUGGCCCCAGGACUGAGCCAGGAGGACGAGGAGAGUCGCUCCGACGAGGACGACCGGGACUCUGAGGCUCAGGAGCUGAGCAGGGGCCCGGCCAGCCCCCCGCGAGCCGAGGGGGACCGUGCCAGCGACCUGAGGGACGAGGCCUCGUCAGUCACCAGGGACCUGGAUGAGCAUGAGCUAGAUUACGAUGAGGAGGUGCCCGAGGAGCCGGCCCCCGGCGCGCAGGAGGACGACGCUGAGAAGGCUGGGCCCGAGGAUGAUGAUGAGCACGCAGAGGGGGCUCCUGGGGAGGAGGGGAAGGCAGGGGUCCGCACCGUGGAGGACAAGGAGCCCCCGGAGGCUGCCAAGGAGAAGAGGAAAGAGGAUGACGACGGGGAGAUCGACGACGGGGAGAUUGAUGACGAUGACCUGGAGGAGGGUGAGGUGAAGGACCCCAGUGACAGGAAGGUGAGACCUCGUCCCACCUGCCGAUUCUUCAUGAAAGAUGUUGUGACACCAUUGUCCACUCCUCCACCAAUAUCAAAUUCCAUACCAUUCAGAGGCCAGGUUAAAGGGAACUGCACCUGGGGCAUGAACUGCAGGUUCAUACACCCCGGAGUCAACGACAAGGGCAACUACUCCCUCAUCACCAAGGCCGAGCCCUUCCCACCCAAUGGGGCCCCGCCGCUCGGACCGCACCCCCUGAUGCCUGCCAACCCAUGGGGCGGGCCUGUAGUAGAUGAAAUUUUGCCUCCACCCCCUCCAGAACCCCCCACAGAGAGUGCCUGGGAACGAGGGCUCCGGCACGCAAAGGAGGUUUUGAAAAAAGCAACCAUUCGAAAAGAACAGGAGCCUGAUUUUGAAGAGAAAAGGUUUACAGUGACCAUUGGUGAAGAUGAGCGAGAGUUUGACAAAGAAAAUGAAGUUUUCCGAGACUGGAACUAUCGGAUCACAAGAGAUGUCAGAGAUACAGCACUUGAGCCUUACGCAGACCCUUACUACGACUACGAGAUAGAGCGCUUCUGGCGUGGCGGGCAGUAUGAGAACUUCCGGGUGCAGUACACAGAGGCCGAGCCGUACCAUAACUACCGGGAAAGAGAGCGAGAACGGGAGCGGGAGAACAGACAGCGCGAGCGGGAGCGCGAGCGGGAGCGGGACCGGGAGCGGGAGCGGCGCCAGCGGGAGCGCGAGCGCGAGCGGGAGCGCGAGCGGGACAAGGAGCGGCAGCGGCGGAAGGAGGAGUGGGAGCGCGAGCGCGCCAAGCGGGAUGAGAAGGACAGGCUGCACCGCGACCGCGACAAGGAGCGUGAGAAGGACAAGGAGAAGCCCAAGGCCCGCUCCCCCCAGCCACCCAGCCGUCAAGCUGAGCCACCAAAGAAGGAGACUGCGUCCACAGGACCCCAGGUGAAGAGAGCCGACGAGUGGAAGGACCCCUGGCGCCGGUCCAAGUCUCCGAAGAAGAAACUCGGGGUGUCGGUUUCCCCUAGCCGUGCUCGACGGCGUCGAAAAACAUCAGCCUCGUCGGCCUCUGCUUCCAAUUCCUCCAGGUCCUCCUCACGGUCGUCGUCCUAUUCCGGCUCCGGCUCAUCCCGCUCCCGGUCCCGCUCCUCGUCCUACAGCUCCUACUCCAGCCGGUCCUCCAGGCACAGCUCGUUCUCAGGCAGCCGGUCCAGGUCCCGGUCCUUCUCCUCGUCCCCAUCGCCGUCCCCGACGCCCUCCCCACACAGACCUGCCAGAGCCAAGGGGGAGCCAGUUCCGCCUCCCACGAAAGCAGGAGAGAAGCUGCUGAAGAAGCCAGCCCCUCCUCCAGCCAUACCGCAGGCCCCCAAAACCACCACCACUGCCCCCGAGCCCACCAAGCCCGGCGGAGACCCUCGGGAAGCCAGGAGGAGGGAGCGGCAGGCCAGGAGCCCCCCCAGGAGGCGCACGGUCAGUGGCAGCGGCAGCGGCAGCAGCUACAGUGGCUCCAGUUCCAGAUCCAGAUCGCUGAGCGUGAGCAGUGUGUCCUCGGUGUCCAGUGCCACGUCGAGCAGCAGCUCAGCACACAGCGUGGACUCGGAUGACAUGUACGCAGACCUGGCCAGCCCUGUGUCCUCGGCUAGCUCACGGUCCCCCACCCCAGCCCAGACCAAGAAGGAGAAAGGAAAAUCUAAGAAGGAAGACGGUGUGAAAGUGGAUAAGCGGAAACGGGACUCGUCUACACAGCCGCCUAAACCCUCAAGAACCGCCGCAGGCGGCAGGUCCUCCCAGCAGCCCACCACCCCCCAGCAGGCGCCACCAGGCCAGGCCCCAGCGGCCGCAUUCAUUGCCCACAAGGAGAUCAAGUUGACGCUGCUGAACAAGGCCACUGACAAGGGGAGCAGGAAGCGCUACGAGCCCUCAGACAAGGACAGGCAGAGCCCACCGCCAGCCAAGCGCGCCAACCUCUCCCCAGACCGAGGUUCUCGGGACCGGAAGUCAGGUGGGAGAGUCAGUUCCCCGAAGCCAGAGCGGCAGAGGGGCCAGAAUUCCAAGGCCCCCUCGGCCCCGACAGACAGGAAGCGCCCGCUGUCACCCCAGUCCAAGAGCUCCAGCAAGGUCACCAGCGUGCCUGGCAAAGCCUCGGACACCAGCACCACCGCCACUGCGGGCACCAAGUCAGGGAAGGCCAGCACACUGUCACGGCGGGAGGAGCUGCUGAAGCAGCUCAAGGCUGUGGAGGACGCCAUCGCCCGCAAGCGGGCCAAGAUCCCCGGGAAGGUGUAGCCCGGGCUCUGCUCCCCGAGGCAGGGACUCACCUGUUUUUAUAAAUAGGGUAAGCGCAGCCAUUUUGGAUUUUGCAGUUAAUGUCUUAUUUUGGCUGUGAUUCUUUUUAAAAAUUAAAAAAAAAAAAAAGUUUCUCAGCUGGAAAAGAAGCCACACAUGUAAUGAAGAUGACGCUGAAUCCCAGACUGAACCAACCCCUUCCCAGAGCAGAAGUCCCGCGAGCCCGGUGGGUGAGGGCGCGGCGGCAGCGAGGACCAGCUCCGAUUUUAUGUCAGUUACGAGUCCUCCCUCUGCUCAGGCAGGCGUCCCCAGCUCUGCCCUCCUCCUGUAACCGGGAACACUGAGUGCUGCCGAGCGUCUUCCCCACCCCGCCAUCCCCAGGAUCAAAAAUAUAUAUAUUCUUGACUGAAGUCUGAUUGGGAAAUACUCCUGUCUUUUAUUUUAAGCAUCAAAUUGUUUUAGUUGAUUUAAAAAGGAAAAAAAGAAAAACACAGAAAAGACUGAAAAAAAAAAACAGGCCAAGGGUAUUGUUGGGCAUCUGUCAGAUGUGGAG